Penicillium mononematosum is the source of this 1491-nucleotide messenger RNA. RefSeq lists its product as uncharacterized. Gene Ontology annotation, cellular component: membrane. Gene Ontology annotation, molecular function: transmembrane transporter activity. The transcript has 2 exons. Lineage: Eukaryota; Fungi; Ascomycota; Eurotiomycetes; Eurotiales; Aspergillaceae. The coding region runs from base 1 to 1491 and encodes 496 amino acids. Gene Ontology annotation, biological process: transmembrane transport. The record is from RefSeq and is a predicted model, not a curated record.
AUGUUCUCCCCUAUGGACAAGAAACUGUCUGUCCUGAACGAAGACAAUGUCUCGUCGACAGAAGGGCAAGUCGAUGCCUACAACCGCUUGCCAGAAUCCCUUCGCACACUCAGCGACGAUGACUUGAACAAUCUCAACAAGAAGAUUGUCCGCAAGGUUGACUUGUUCGUCCUUCCAACCAUUGGCAUCCUGUAUAUCCUCAACUACAUCGAUCGCCAAAAUUUGGCAGCUGCUAAACUUCAGGGCAUCAUGGAAGACUUAAACAUGUCGAACGAGCAAUUCGCCACGGCUAUUUCCAUUCUCUUUGUCGGCUAUCUACCCUUCCAAAUUCCCAGCAACCUCAUCAUUACAAAGGUCUCCCGACCAGGCAUGUAUAUAUGUGGUGCUGUGGUGCUCUGGGGCUGUAUCUCGGCUUGUACAGCCGCGGUCACGACAUAUGGUCAACUCCUCGCUGUUCGAGCGAUUCUCGGAGCUGCCGAAGCUGUUUUCUUCCCCGGAGCCAUCUAUUACCUCUCUGCCUGGUACACAAAGAGGGAGCUAGGGAAGCGUAUUGCCGGGCUAUAUAUCGCCCAGCAAGUCGGUAAUGCCUUCGGCGGGCUUUUCGCCGCAGCUAUCCUACAACUUGAUGGGCACCACGGCAUCCGCGGCUGGCAGUGGCUAUUUAUCAUCGAGGGCAGCGCCACUGUCGGAAUUGGCAUUAUCUGCGCCUGCAUCAUGCCAGAGUUCCCCCACAAUAGCCGCGUCCUCUCCCAGCUUGAACGCGACUGCGCCGUGUGGCGUAUUGAGUCUGAAGCUGGUGCUGCAGAGGGCACAGAGGACGAGAGCGCGUUGAAAGGGUUUUCCAAAGCCCUUUCAGACCCAAAGCUGGUGCUCCUCAUCCUUUGCAACAUGCUAUCCCAAACCCAGGGCUCCAUCGCCAAUUACUUUCCCACCCUUGUGGGCUCGCUCAACUUCUCCAGCACUCUCAGCUUGCUUCUCACGGCACCUCUCCUAUUCUACUACGGUCUCAUGUUCUACUCCGACCGAAAGAAUACCGUCUACCCAAUCAUCCUCCUUUGUAUCGCCAUCUCGAUCCCGAUGUACAUCAUUCCCAUUGCGAGUACAAACGUUGGUGCCCGCUACUUUUCCAUGAUGAUUCUACCCUUCGCCUCCGUGGGUCCUCAGCUCCUCCUCUACAAAACCAUCAACCUGCACCUUGCACGACCCGUCUCGAAGCGAGCGGCUGCCUCAGCUUUAGUUAACGCAAUCGGUGGUACAUCCAAUAUCUGGACCUCGUACCUAUACUUCGGAGAGCCCCAUUUCUAUGCUGCAUUUGGCACGCUUAUGGGUGCUGCUAUUCUGUUCGGAUUCAUAAUUACUGUAUACCGAUGGCUCGUCCUGCGCGAGAACAAACGUCUGGACUCGGGCGACCCCUUGGAAAUAGCCAAGGUGAUCAAGGGUGGCGUCACAGAGGAAAUGGUACAGCUCAACUGGCGCUACGAGAUGUACUGA